This is a messenger RNA of Parasteatoda tepidariorum (common house spider), 2216 nucleotides long. RefSeq names its product peptidylprolyl isomerase domain and WD repeat-containing protein 1. Gene Ontology annotation, molecular function: protein binding; peptidyl-prolyl cis-trans isomerase activity. NCBI's taxonomy places the organism in Eukaryota, Metazoa, Arthropoda, Arachnida, Araneae, Theridiidae. Gene Ontology annotation, biological process: protein peptidyl-prolyl isomerization. The record is from RefSeq and is a predicted model, not a curated record.
ACUAAUGUAACCGUAACUCUUUUCAAUAUUUGUUUAUUUUGAAAACUGGCGAGUGCGAAAAUUUCAAAUAUAUUUUUGAAAUAAAAAGCUCUUAAUUUGAUUGUAAGACAAUACUUUUUUGUUCUAUCAUAUUUAUACAAAAGUAGUAGACCGAUGUCUGAGAAGAGAAAUCUCGAUCAAAUUGAAUCAGAAGAUAGCAGCAAUGAUGAAUGCAUUGGACCUUCGCUAUCUGAAGCUGCUCCUGUUAAAAAGCGCAAAACAUUACAGUUCGAGCAGAUGUAUUUGAAAAACAUUCCUGAUAAGGAAUCAUACGAGAAAAGUUAUAUGCAUCGAGAUGUCAUUUCUCACAUUGCAGUGACUAAAACUGAUUUUGUAAUAACGGCUAGUGUCGAUGGUCAUAUGAAAUUUUGGAAGAAAAAUGAAGAUGGAAUCGUGUUUGUAAAGCACUUUCGUGCCCACCUCGGUAAUAUCCAAUGUAUCAGUGUAAAUUCUUCAGGAUCACUUUUAUGUUCCAUUUCAAAUGAUAAAUCAUUGAAAGUGUUUGACGUUGUAAACUUUGAUAUGAUUAAUAUGAUUAAGCUCAACUAUGUACCUGGAUACUGUGAGUGGGUACACAGUGCUGGUCAUGCAAUUGCAGCUGUUGCUGUAUCCGUUCAAGGAUCUAAAGUAAUAAAUAUCUAUGAUGGUCGCGAGAUUAAUGAUCCUCUGCAUGUCAUUGAUAGGUUGCAUGCUACUGCCAUUACAACGAUUAAAUACAACCCUACGUAUGAAGUUGUGGUGUCUUGUGACCGUAAUGGUAUGAUUGAGUAUUGGUGUGGUAUGAAAAGAGAUUUCAAGUUUCCUAAAUGUGUUAAUUUUGACUCUAAAUUAGAUACUGAUUUAUACGAGCUUGUAAAAAAUAAAACUUAUUCUAUUGAUCUUACUUUUUCCCCCAAAGGUGACCAAUUUGCACUCCUCUGUGCGGACCGUAAGAUAAGGCUGUUUCGUUUUCUGACUGGAAAAAUGAUAAGAGUUUACGAUGAAAGCUUGCAACAAUUAUCUGAGUUGCAACAAACCAGGCAGCUGUUACCAAAUAUGGAAUUUGGACGUCGUAUGGCAAUCGAGAGAGACGUUGAAAAAACAGAAGCAUUUGAUUCUGCUGGUAUUUUGUAUGACGAAAGUGGACAUUUCAUUCUUUAUCCCACUAUGAUAGGAAUAAAAGUUAUAAACAUUGAAACAAAUCGUUGUGUUAGGCUUAUUGGUAAGAAUGAAAAUAUAAGACCUUUAAAGCUAGCUCUUUAUCAGGGCAUUCCUAAUAAGUCUAAAGCUGCCAUUACUGUUGAGAUGACAGCUUCGGAAAAUCCAGCAUUACAAAAUAUUUCAAGUGAUCCUACAUUAUUUUGUACUGCCUUUAAGAAAAAUAGAUUUUAUUUAUUCACGUCUAGGGAGCCAGAUGAUACAAAAAGUGUUGACGCUGAGAGGGAUAUAUUUAAUGAAAAACCUUCCAAGGAAGACAUAAUUGCUGCUACAGAAUCCUCAAGUCAACAGGUGUUAUAUCAUAAUUGUAUAAUUCAUACUACUCUAGGAGAUAUGCACUGUAAACUUUUUCCUAAAGAAUGUCCUAAAACUGUUGAAAACUUUUGUGUUCACAGUAAAAACAAUUAUUACAAUGGACAUAUAUUUCACAGAGUGAUUAAAGCAUUUAUGAUACAAACAGGUGAUCCUACUGGUACAGGAACUGGGGGAGAAUCUAUUUGGGGUGGAGAAUUUGAAGAUGAAUUUCAUCCUACUUUGAAGCAUGAUCGACCAUAUACUCUUAGUAUGGCUAAUGCUGGUCCCAACACCAAUGGGUCACAAUUUUUCGUUUCUGUCAUUCCAACCCCAUGGUUAGACAAUAAACAUACUGUUUUUGGACGUGUCACCAAAGGAAUGGAAGUAUGUCAAAACAUCAGUACUGCAAAAACUAAUCCAAAAACAGAUAAACCAUAUGAUGACAUUAAAAUUAUAAAUAUUACAUUGAAGUAAAACAAUGUAAAUAAAUUUAACUGAGGUCAAUAAUUUUGCUAUCCAGAGAAAAUUUUUAAAUCAAAUUACCUGUUCCUUAAAUUUUGUUUAUAAAUGUCAUUAUGCUUAAUUAAAAAAUUUUGUUUGAACUGUGCAUGACUAAUCUGUUUUGCAAUUAAAUGUUUAAUAUUUUAUUUCCUUCUUUAAUAUUAAAAUUAAUUUUCCCAGAUAAA